CACCAGCGAGGGGACAGCCACAGCAGCGAGUGACAGCCAGUGCACAUGGCUGGGGACAGCGGGAUGGCCGGGAAGGUGGCACUGCUCCUGUGGGCCCAGACCCUCGGCCUCGCUGGUGCCCAGAUGUCCCAGCUCCUCCUGGAGCCUCCCUGGAGGCCGGCGGUGCUGUGGGACCCAGUGACACUGACCUGCCAGGGCUUGGGGACCGCCGGUGACACCACCUGGUACAAGGACGGGAAGCGCUGGGGGCAGCAGGGACGCGACCAUGUCACUGUCACCAAGAGUGGCACCUACACCUGUGACAGACCUGGCAGCGGGCGCAGCCCACCUGUGACAGUCUCACACGACUGGCUGGUGCUGCAGGUGCCGGCGUGGGCGCUGCUGGAGGGGGACACGGUGACACUGCGCUGCCGGGGCUGGCAGAACAACCCGGUCACCAGGGUGUCCUUCUACCGCGAGAGGGAGAAACUGAGGGGGCUCCGCGAUGGCACCGAACUGUCCCUGUCCCCUCUGCAGCUGCACCACAGCGGCAGCUACCGCUGCACGGGCCUGGUGGGAUCCUGGAGGUUGCAUGAGUCAGCACCGGCGACAAUGACAGUGCAUGCCAGGUUAGAGUUGCAGGUGUCGGCGCGGGAGCUGCUGGAGGGGGACACGGUGACACUGCGCUGCCUGCGCUGGCACGACAACCCGGUCACCGGAGUGCAAUUCUAUCAUGGGGACAAGGAGGUGGGGAGGCCCCUCAAUGGGACCGAGCUGUCCUUGUCCCCUCUGCAGCUGAACCACAGUGGAAACUACAGCUGCGAGGGCCGGGUGGACUCCGGAGUGUCACUGUGGGCAAAGUCGGCACCAGUGACAGUGACAGUGCACGAGCUCUUCUCGCUGCCGGUGCUGGCGGGUCCCCCCGAGCCCACCCUGGGGUCGCCCCUGACUCUCAGCUGCCUCAGCACCCCCAGCCCCCUGCGGCCCCCAGCCCCCCUCAUGCACGUGUUCUACCGGGACGGGCAGGUGCUGGGGGGCCCGCAGGUGUCCCCACAGCUGCUGGUGCCCUCCGUGGGGGUCUCCCACUCGGGGAAUUACAGCUGCCAGGUGCGCUCCGAGAGGGGGAACGUGCGGAAGAGCAGUGCCCGGCUCCGCGUCACGGUGCGCAUGCCCGUGGCCAAUGCCACCAUCACCCCCGGUCCCCUGGCACACCAGGUGCGCCCAGGUGACAAUGUCACACUGCACUGCUCGGUGCAGGUGGGCUCAGCCCCUGUCACCUUCACCUGGCUGCACAAUGGGCAGGAGGUGGCCCGGGGUCCCCUCCUGGAGCUCAGGGACAUCGAUGUGGGACAUUCGGGCACCUACCAGUGCGUGGCCACCAACCAGCUGGGACAGGACGGGCACCGCGUGUUCCGGGCACUCAGCCCUGAGCUGGAACUGGAGGUGACACCUUGGUCACCCUGGGUCACAGUGGCCGCAGGGGUCGGUGGGGCCCUUUUGUUUCUGCUCCUGCUCGUGGGUGUCAUUGUUGCCUGGCACUGGUGGCACCACCUGGGUAGGUGA
This is a messenger RNA of Haemorhous mexicanus (house finch), 1542 nucleotides long. Its product is annotated as Fc receptor-like protein 6. Gene Ontology annotation, biological process: cell surface receptor signaling pathway. The coding region runs from base 46 to 1542 and encodes 498 amino acids. Gene Ontology annotation, molecular function: transmembrane signaling receptor activity. NCBI's taxonomy places the organism in Eukaryota, Metazoa, Chordata, Aves, Passeriformes, Fringillidae. The transcript has 8 exons. The record is from RefSeq and is a predicted model, not a curated record.